Messenger RNA from Zingiber officinale, 2562 nucleotides. Its product is annotated as transcription factor BIM2-like. Gene Ontology annotation, molecular function: DNA-binding transcription factor activity; protein dimerization activity. The record is from RefSeq and is a predicted model, not a curated record. The transcript is spliced from 13 exons. The coding region runs from base 427 to 2085 and encodes 552 amino acids. NCBI's taxonomy places the organism in Eukaryota, Viridiplantae, Streptophyta, Magnoliopsida, Zingiberales, Zingiberaceae. Gene Ontology annotation, biological process: DNA-templated transcription.
GAGACGGCGUUAUCGGUGACGGAAAGGGCAGUCGUGGAAGUGGAAAGAAAAAAGCGAGGGGGCGGCAAAGAAAUAGAAAAAGGAAAAGCUCAAAGCGCGAGGUGGCGUAUUGAGCUCUCGGCGGAGCCUCUCUCGUUUCUCCUCUGCUAAAGGGAGCACAUCGAUCCCGUUUGGCCCUCAAUUUGCCUAUCGAGAUUUUGCAGGAUCAUUUGACUAGAUCCCGUGUCGAAUGCGCUCGAAAUUUGGAUUCUUCUUCUGUUAGCCCCUGAUUUCGAUCAGAGCUUUACAGAGUUUAUUUGCUCGGCGUUUCAUCUCCGAGGAGAGAAGGUUGGCUAGAAUUCGAGAUUUGGCUUGCUCCUCCUUAUGAACUUUCAAGUUCGACUGUAAUUUGGGGAGUGAUGGAGCUCGAAGGGAAGAAAGUAACGCAUGAUUUCCUCUCGCUUUACUCCUCCGAUCCGUCCUUCCAGCUUCCAGAUCCUAGAUCCUCCUCCCGAGGGCGAAAACAAUGAACGAAUGACGGAAGGUUUCAUUUUGAAGACUCGAGACUUCCUUCGGCCGCUUGAGAAGGAGGAAGGUUAUGGAAAUGACGUGGCGGAGGUCCCGGCUACCGUCAAAGCGGUGAUUCAGGCGGAGGGCGUGCUCCCUAGCGGGGUGGGCGCGUACACCGUCAGUCAUGCGCCGCUCGCCGCUGCGAUCGUCAAGGCUUCCGGCUCUGCGAGAGGCUUCCCGAUCUUGUCGGAGGCCAAAUCCGAACCUGAUUACGGCAGUCGGAGUACCGGCACCAGCUACGGCUCCUUAGCGGGAGGCGCUUCUUACACCCUGUGGGAUGAGAAAGACACUGUUUCAAGAGGGCAGUGGCCGUCCUGCUUCCCUACUGCUCAUGGUAGCUCUGGACCUACCUCUGUUGCCGGUGUCGGAGAUGACAUCGGCACAUCCGGAAGACACGAUCCAGCUUGGGAGAGGAAGCAAUUCAUGGUGCUGGCUUCUUCUGUACCCAUCCGGGGGCGCAAUAGAUCGAACAACGAUGAAGAGUUUGGGAAACGUGAAAGCUCUUCAGCUUGUAAAGAUUUGAGUAUCAAAGUAGAGGAAAAUGCAAGAUGCAAUGAUCAAAGGCCAAAUACACCACGGUCAAAGCAUUCUGCGACAGAACAAAGAAGAAGAUGCAAAAUCAAUGAUAGAUUUCAUAUACUCCGAGGGAUCAUACCUCACAGCGAUCAGAAGAGAGACAAAGCAUCAUUUCUUCUGGAGGUCAUUGAAUAUGUACGUUUUCUACAAGAAAAGGUGCAGAAGUAUGAAUCAUUGAACCCAGAAUGCGGUCAAGAUGAUGUGAAGUUAAUGCCUUGGAAAUUUUCUUUACAGAAGAACAGCAGCCAUGUGCCUGCAAAUGGUUUAUCGGUCUCUCAUGUUGUGAGUGAUGAUUCUUCUACUCCUACACAUAUCUACUCCAAGAAAGUUAAUGAAAGUAGCAUUCCUAGUGUUGCAUUUCCUACUCCGACAUCGAUUACUCUCAAUCAACAAAAAACGUGUGUGGUUUCUGGUGGUAUCUCAUACAAAAAGACGAUGGAUGCAAACAAUCUGGCUCCCACACACUGCACACACAAUUUAUUGUUCCCUCUAGGAAGAGAAACUAAUACUACUGAUCGGUUGCAGCCAAAGUCAUUAGAAGCCCAUAACACUGCAUCUCAAGAUCAAUGCGGAUGGUUAAGGUCAUGCGGCCUUGCUGACGGUGCUGUUGUCAGGCAGGGGCUGUAUGAAAAAGAGACACUGAUAAUUGAUGAGGGCACAAUCAAUGUGUCUACUGCCUACUCCCAUGAGCUGUUGAAUACGUUGAUUCAGACAUUGCAAAGCUCUGGAAUAAAUCUGUCACAAGCCAAUGUCUCCGUGCAGAUUGAUCUUGGCAAGCGAGCAGCUAACAAGAGGCUUGGUAGCACAACUUGCACCAAUAAGGACAAGGAAGACUCUGGUUCUUAUAAUCAAGCAAAGGGAUGCAGUAGGUCGAGAGCCCUAGUCGAGGAGCCAUCAGAAUCUUCAAAGAGACUGAAAACUCAUGACCAGUUACUUGCCGCAUACCUGGAUUCUUCAUAACAAUGUAUAUUUUGUUCAGCCUUUUGAGGCUGUUCAAGGUGAUUGGGACCUCCUGUUCAUUUUUUUUGCCAUGUGGUGGCGCAGAGGCUUCCAUUACAAAUUUUGAAGCUGCUUUAUUUAUAGGCUUCCAUACCAAAGAGAAGUCACUGUUUUCUUGUUUUUGUUUCCUAUUAAUGAUUUUGAUUCUUCAUAACAAUGUAUAUUUUGUUCAGCCUUUUGAGGCUGUUCAAGGUGAUUGUGAACUCCUGUUCAUUUUUUUUUGCCAUGUGGUGGCGCAGAGGCUUCCAUUACAAAUUGUGAAGCUGCUUUAUUUAUAGGCUUCCAUACCAAAGAGAAGUCACUGUUUUCUUGUUUUUGUUUCCUAUUAAUGAUUUUUGUAAGUAACAAUAUGAUUCCAACAGGUGACACUGUAUUAGGUGACACUAUAUUUGUGUGGAUUACCAAAAUCUAUUUAAGUAGUUAAUUUUUGAAAUUUCA